This is a messenger RNA of Sus scrofa (pig), 1895 nucleotides long. Its product is annotated as very-long-chain 3-oxoacyl-CoA reductase-B. Gene Ontology annotation, cellular component: endoplasmic reticulum. Gene Ontology annotation, molecular function: oxidoreductase activity. Lineage: Eukaryota; Metazoa; Chordata; Mammalia; Artiodactyla; Suidae. The record is from RefSeq and is a predicted model, not a curated record.
GGCGGAACACUCGCCUGGCGGAGUGGGAGGGGCUCACGCGGAGCCGCAGGCCAGGCUUGAAAUAGAGGCUCACCAAGGCUGCGGCCCCAGCCGUCGCUUGGGUGACUUGCUGGCUAGAGUUGGGAUGGAGUCGGAGUGGGAUGCGCUGAGAGUGCUGGGAGCAGUUACCGCCCUGUGCCUGCUGCUGUGGGUGAUCUGGGGGGUGGGCAGCACGGUGUAUAUUUACCUGCUGCCCCAGGUGCGCCGGGGCAACGCCUGGCUCCGAUCGCACGGAGCCUGGGCAGUGGUGACAGGAGCCACUAGUGGCAUCGGCAAGGCCUAUGCACAUGAGCUCGCCCGCAGAGGUCUGAACAUCGUCCUUAUCAGCCGGGAUCUGAACAAGUUAGAGCGCGAGGCAAAGGAGAUAGAGCGGCUUCAUGGGAAAAGCACACGAGUCAUCCAGGUGGAUUUCACCGGGGGCUUGGAGAUCUACGAGGCCAUUGAGGCAGGACUGAAGGACCUGGAGAUCGGAGUACUGGUGAACAAUGUGGGCAGAUCGUACACACGUGACCUGAGGAAACUGCUGGACUGUGAGGACAUCGGCAAAAAAAUCUUGGAUGUUAUAAACUGCAACAUGCUGUCUGUGGCCCAGAUGACUCGAAUCGUCCUGCCCCAGAUGGUUGCCAGGGCCAAAGGCAUCAUCAUCAACAUCUCUUCAUCAGCUGACAGUCGUCCCUGUCCGUACUUAGCAAUAUAUGCAGCUUCCAAGGCCUUUGUGCGAAGCUUCUCGGCGGCAGUGGGCGCAGAGUACAGCUCCAAGGGGAUCUUGAUGCAGACAGUGAGCCCCUUAGUGGUUGAAACCAAUAUGACCUGGCCCUUGAAAAGCGGGCUGUUCGUAAUGAAGCCUGAAGACUUCGCUCGGCAGGCCCUGGACACGCUUGACCUCACCUCCCAAACCCCCGGAUGCCUCAACCACGCUGUGCAGAAUAUCCUGCUGACCAUCUUCCUGCCCAAUUGGUUUCUUCUCAGUCGCCAGGGAUUAAAGUCUUUAAAUCUCUUAGUGAACUGGAAUAGGGCAAUGUGGCUUGGUGCAACGAAGAAAGAACUGGAUAAAAGGCCGUGAAGAGGCGUGGCACCUUGUCUGGCAUCCCCCACCCCCUCCACCCCCUGCCCCCUCUGGAAUCCUGGGUGGGGGCUGUUGAUGUUAGCAAGGAUGUCCCACGCACGGAAGCAGAUGGACAAGCAGACCAGGAGAACAGAGUUGGACCCCUGAAUACCUGGACAUUUAGUGACAAGGCUGCAUCUCAAAUCUCUGGCAGAAAGAUGAAGUUUUAAAUAUGUGGCGCAGAGACAACUAGAUAGACAUUUUUUAAAAUUACUCAAUGAAUUUAUCACAUCUGUAGCUGUAUAGUGAUCACCACAAUCCAUUUUCACAGGAUUUCCAUCCCACAACCCAAGCACAUCCCCCCACCCCCCCUAGAUAGUCAUUUGAGGACAAACACACACACAUAUAGAUGCAAACAUAAAUAAAUCGGAGCAAAGAUGGCUGCACAACUUUGGGAAAUACUAAAACCCACUAGGAGUUCCUGUUGUGGCUCAGCAGUAACGAAAUCGACUAGUAUCCAUGAGGAUAUAGAUUUGAUCCCUGGCCCCGCUCGGUGGGUUAAAGGAUCUGGUUGCAGUGAACUGCCAUGUAGGUCGAAGACACAGCUGGAAUCUGGUGUUGUUCUGGCUGUGGUGAAGGCCUGCGGCUGCAGCUCCAAUUGGACCCCUAGCCUGGGUACUUCCAUAUGCUGCAGGCCUGGCCCUAAAAAGCAAAACAAAGAAACAAAAAAACCACUAAAUCGUACUCAUUAAAAUGGUGAGUUUUAUGGUAUGUGGGUUAAAUCUCAAUAAAAAAUAUUUUUAAAAAGAGA